UCUUCCUGAAACCAAAACAAAGAUUCACAGAGUCGCAGCUCGACGCGGAUUAAAGUUCAGAGAGUCCGGCGUUUCCGCGCGUUGUGUGCCAAUGGAGUGAACGCCCCCCUGGUUUUUAGCUUUUUUCUAUGCCAGCCUCCACACCCCGGCUACAAUGAGCUCGCUGGCCGGCGGCGGUGACCCGGGCAGCGGGGAUGGAGACCCGCCGAGAGCCGCGGAGAGACCCACCGACAGCAGGAAGACCGAGGGCAGAGCUAACGAGAAGAAAUGCUCAUGGGCAUCUUAUAUGACCAAUACCUCCACUAUGAUUGUAAUGAUUGGUCUGCCUGCGAGAGGGAAGACCUACAUGUCCAAGAAGCUGACUCGCUACCUCAACUGGAUAGGAGUACCCACAAAAGUGUUCAACUUGGGAGAGUACCGGCGUGAGGCCGUCCAGUCAUACAAGUCCUAUGACUUCUUCAGACACGACAAUGCAGAGGCCAUGAAAAUCAGGAAACAGUGUGCUCUCAUUGCCCUGCAGGACGUGAAGGUGUAUCUAAACGAAGAGGGUGGCCAGAUCGCCGUGUUUGACGCCACCAACACAACUCAAGAGAGGAGGGACCUCAUUCUGGGGUUUGCUCAGGAGAACUCGUACAAGGUGUUUUUUGUCGAGUCAAUUUGUGACGACCCAGAUGUCAUCGCUGAAAACAUUAUGGACGUGAAGGUGUCUAGCCCAGACUAUCCUGAGAGGAACCGCGAGAGUGUGAUGGAGGACUUCCUGAAGAGGAUCGAGUGCUACAAAGUCACAUAUCAGCCUUUAGACCCAGACCAGCAUGACAAAGACCGCUCCUUUAUCCAGGUGAUAAACGUAGGCCAGCGUUUCCUGGUGAACCGUGUACAGGACUACAUCCAGAGCAAAAUCGUCUACUAUCUGAUGAACAUCCAUGUCCACUCACACUCCAUCUACCUGUGUCGCCAUGGAGAGAGCGAACACAACAUCCAGGGCCUGAUCGGAGGAGACGCUGGCCUGUCUGCUCGGGGAAAAGAGUUUGCUCGUGCUCUGCGGGGUUUUGUGGAGAACCAGAAGAUAGUGGGUCUCAAAGUGUGGACCAGCCAGCUUAAGCGCACCAUCCAGACGGCCGAGGCGUUGGGCGUGCCUUAUGAACAGUGGAAAAUUCUCAACGAGAUUGAUGCUGGAGUUUGUGAAGAAAUGUCAUAUGAGAUGAUCAGGGACAAGUAUCCUGAAGAAUAUGCCAUGAGAGAUCAGGAUAAAUAUCAUUACCGCUACCCAGGAGGAGAGUCAUAUCAGGACCUGGUGCAGCGUCUGGAGCCGGUGAUAAUGGAGCUGGAGAGACAGGGAAAUGUCCUGGUCAUCUGCCAUCAGGCCGUCAUGAGAUGCCUCCUUGCCUACUUUUUGGACAAGAGUGCAGAUGACUUGCCAUAUCUGAAGUGUCCUCUCCAUGUGGUGCUGAAGCUCACCCCUGUGGCGUAUGGCUGUAAAGUGGACAUGUUUGACCUGAAAGUUGAAGCUGUGAACACACAUCGGAACAGACCACUGGCCUGUGGCAGAUAUGAUGUCCCGCCUGCUCUGCUGCGGAGGAACAGCUUCACGCCCAUGUCGAGUCAGGACCAGGUGAAGCGCCCGCGUCUCUUCAGUGUGGGAAACCCACCCCGAACCCCUCUGCCCCCCGCACUGGACUCCACACAGGAGAGCGACGAGUUCACAGAGAAACCAGAAAACCUUAACUGCUUCACUCCAGCAGACUCAGAUGACAGCAUCCAGAAAUGAAGAAACAAGCACUGAAACCUCCACCUGUAUGACUCGUGUUGUUACAGUUACGUCAAGUCCACACCUUAAUCCUCUAAAGCCCAACCUAAAAACAAGCCAAUCCUGCACAUAGUUCACCUCCUCCUGCUGCUGUCAUUACUCUGUGUGUCAAAGCAACGUCUGUAUUCAUUUAAUUUCUCUGUAAGUACUACUGACUGAUGCUACCAGCUGCUUCUUUCACUGAAACUCUACUGCACACAUCCUGAGAAGCUAACCUUUGGAAACAUCUGAACACUGAACCAGACUUCUGUGAUAUUUGUUAGAAUGAAAACAUUGCCUUUGUUUGGAGGGAGUUAAUAGUAAUUGGAGCACAGUUGAGUGUUUUCCACAGUUUGGCGGUAUAGCAGUAACACAUCGUAUUUAACUGCUUGUGGGGUUGGGAUGUAAACACAGUCAUUCAGAGUGGUUUGAUGUGAAAUGCAGAGUCAGAUUUAUUUACAGUGGUGGUGAUAGGAACCAGGAGUCACUAUGUCUCCAUCGCAAAUCUAGACAUUUUAUUUGCUAACCAAAAUGACCAGUGAACCUACAUGUGUCCCCUGAAUUUUUAUAUGUAAAGUUGAUUAUGGCAAAUUACGUUUUUCUUGAGAAGGCCAAAACCUUCUCAAAACUGUCAUAAAACAAUGUCUCAGCCGCCAGACAUCAUAUUUGUAAUCAUUUAAUGUAAUAACGUUCUGUGUAGGAGCUUUUGGAGGCAUUAAACCCUUCAGUCGUCUGGUUCCCAUCACCACCACUGUGAACAGUUCUAAGUAGAACUGAGCGCGUCGCGUCAAACCACUCUGAAUAACUUUGUUCUCGUCUUAACCAUUAAAUUAUGCAGAAAAGUAAAAAAAAUCGCUCAAGUUCAUUUUUAAAAAGGGAGUUUUUCAAGAAUUUUCAAGUUAUGUAUAGAAUCAUGACAACUCCAAGAACCAUUUGAAUGCUUAAAUGGUUCUUUGCAUUGUUCAAAGGUUGUUCUCCAUGAUGGAGAGCCUAUCGAAUAUGGUUCUUGGAAGAACCUUUUAAAAAUGGUUCUAUGUAGCACCAAGAAGGGUUUUGCUAUUGUUCCAAGUCAUGGAACCAUUUUUUGGUUGCCAAAUAAACAAACUCUGAAUUUCACUUCAUAUAAAUGAGCGAAAAAUAGAUGAGUGGGACUUUCAGUUCAGUACUGAAUAAACCAUUCAUCUAAGAACCGUUGCUAAAUACUAAGCAGUGCUAACAGUAGAGGGGUGCUGGUGGUGGUGCUAGUGCUGGCAUAGCUAGCAUGCUAACAGCUCCACAUACCACUGUACAGGUUUGUUUGAGGCUAACUCACUGACAUGAGUUCAGAAGGUAAACGUUUAAAUCUAAGAACGUGAGGUGAAGUGAUUGGAGUUGGAUUGACAGCAAGAGUCAAACCGUGUCCUGUGGUGUGUGGAGCUGUUAGCCUGCAAGCUAUGCUAGCACCACAAGCAGUGCUUAGAUAUUCUGUUGUGGUAAAAAAAAAAAAAAAGUGGAUACCAUCCAACUCUAGUGCUAACACAGUUUUUGGUCUAUAACUAGUCAUCAUCAAGGAUUGUUAGUCAUCGAGGACUUUGCUUAUUUUAUAGUGAUUCACAAAUGCUAAUCCCGCUGCUAUAUAUCGUAUCUCACACAACUUUGGCACAGCGUUCUCCCAGCCAGCUUCUUCAUAGGUUGUGUUAUAUGCUCAAUUGCUGCUGAAUGUGUUAAUCUAAUGUAAGCUAAUGACAAAGUGUGAGGUUGAGCUCCUGCUUUGUAAAAGAUUUCUAACUUCUCUUGUACUCAUCCCAGAACCUCAUGUAAUUAGCGUGACUCCAUUUAGAUGUUAGGGUGCAGGCUGCCUUUGCUGUGGGCCAGAAAACCUCCCUAGAUGGCUGUGUAAGUCCUCUGUUUAUGCUAAAAGUGAAGGCCCACUGACUUACUAAUACCUAAUCUUUCAGUGUGAUACACUGUGUCUGUGAUAUUGUCAAUUUCCCGCAAAUAACCUCACACUGAAUCUAUUAUUUUCUGACACUGAGACUAAGGCUCAGUUCACACAGCAGGUAAAAGUGUUCCAAACCUGGUUUUCUCACCAAAUCCGAUUAUCUUUUAAAUGUGAUCUGUAUGCAACAUCAGUUUGAAUAGAUCAGCUCCUAAACUGACAUGCAUGUGCCAAAGCCCAAUGCUUCAUGGUUCAUCCAGAGGUAAACAAUCGUGACUAUGAACGAUCGGUUUCAGUUUCAUCUUCGACAGAGUCACAGGAGAGACCAUGAAGUUCCGACGGCCGACAGCUGGGCUCAUCACCCAGAACGUGUUUAAGCUUGUUAGGCGUGUUAUUCGCCCAUGGUCACUUCUUUGGUUCGUGUCCUCGGAUUCUUUAAACUUUGCUUUCAGACUUUUAACUGGCUGUUGAGACUGGGUUGCGCAUAUUUGUGUCACACAUAUGAGGGAAAAGAUUAAAUUUGGAGCACUAUUACCCGCUGUGUAAAUGUAGCCUUACUGUACACUAUUGGGAAUAGCUAGGGCUGGUCCCAGAAAGAGUCAAUUCUCCAAUUCCAGCUUCCUGGGAAUCAAGAGUCAACUCCAAAGCUUUGGGCUCAAUUCCACACAGUGAUGUUCAUGUUUGCCUGCACUGGGAGUGUGAGAUGUUCUGUUGCAACUGUUUUAAAGGCUUGUCUGACAACACAGAUACCAAUAGAUACGUUGAAUUUUGCCAUGGAAAACAUUGUAAUAUGUACAGUUUAUAUAUUAAAAAAGUGGCUUACAAUUGAGAUAUUUGUAUAUCAUUGGUAAAAACAAAAGCCUCCGAUAAACAUUCUGCUUUAUUGGCCAUGCUGCAUUGUUUCUGUGCAGUAGCAGCCAUGCACGCUCAAGGAGAAGAUUUUGGCACUUCUUUUGAGCGAAGUCAUAUGCAAAAGACACUCCAGUUUUUCACUCACUAAACAUUAACACAUCAACAGAAUAUAUCCCACUUUGCUGCCUGUAAUCAAUACAUCACUGGGCCUUAUUCAUUAUAUUAUUGUGUGGGAUUGACUCUUGGAAUCGACUCCAUCAAUUCCCAUCACUUGAAUUUGGAAUUUGAGUUGACUCUGGAUUAGAACAUGGAUUAGAACCCUAGCAAUACGUCCACUGCAGCUACAGUCAUGGUUACAGUCAUCUGUUGUGAGUAAUGCUGUUUCCAUAGCAGUUUCACUGAAAUCAUGCGAUCAGAAUUGCUGUUUGUGUAGCUUUUUGUCUUAUUGUAGUUCAGCUGUAUGUGACUGAAUAGUUAAACCGAACAAAAGGCUAAUGGGAUUCUAUUACCGGCUGUUUACACUAGUAAGAUGCAAAUGGAAUGUCUAACCAGUGUAGAGCGAUAGCAGCUGAAAUGGUAGUUAUCAUUUGUUUAGUUUGUUGUGCUUCUGAUUACCUCACAUUGAUACUGAUGGCCAGGGUCAGUAGAGUUACAUUCUCAGAAAAUUCUUAGAUGAUGAUGGGAAAAAUAAACUAAAUAGUGCAUAUCAACAUAAAUAAAUAAAAAGGGAAAAGAAGUGAAACAAUAUAAAGGUAUUCAUUUACUGUGUGGACAAAAUUGAAAAAAAAAAGUUUUAUUAUACACAAUUAUUUCUUCAGUUCAUGAAUUUUUAGUAUCUUGUUAACUGAUUGCCACAUUCUUUCUACUCUCUUUUUCAUUUUUCCUUUAAAGUAUAUAUAUAAAAAAGUAAAUCUACGUGAAUGUUGAAUUUCAGUAUUUCAGGAUAUGGCUGAUAGUUCUUAAAAAUUCCCAUGACGUGAAAACAUCCUGUCUCCUAGUCUGUGGCUACAUGUGUAGGCUGAUUUUAAUAAAACAAUAUGUAUUUAAAAGAUAUUUAAAACAGUAGUUUUAAAAAGGUUUAAAAUUAUACAUUUUGUAAUAGUAAAGUGAGUCUGCAAUUGGAAGGUUGUGGGUUCAAAUCACAGAACUAAUUGGAAGGUUUCCGUUUUUAAAUCCCAGCACUUACUAGAAGGUUUGAGAUCGAAAUCCCACUACUGACUAAAAGAUUGUGGGUUCAACUCUAGGAUUUAGUAUAAUGUUGCAGGUUCAGAUCACAGGAUUAACAACAAGGUUGCAGUUCAAAUCCCAAGGCUAAAAGAUUAUGCAUUCAAAUCCAGGGACUUAGUAGAAUGUUGCAGGUUCAAAUCCCAGGACUGACUGGAAGGUUCCAGUUUCAAAUCCCAGGAUUUAGUAUAAGGUUUGAGGUUAAAAUCCCAGGCCUGACUAAAAAAAUGUGGGUUCAAAUCCCAGGACUUUGUAGAAUGUUGUAGGUUCGAAUCCCAGGACUGACUGGAACACUCAUGAUCAUAUGAUAAUAUUAUAUUUGUUAUGUUCCUUAUUAAGCACAUUUGAAAUUUCUUUGUCCACUUGUUCUCUACAAUUCUGUCCUUGUCCCUGUACGUAAAUUUCCACUUAUUUUUCAGUCCUGUUCUUAUCUUUAAAAAUGGUUUAAAUUCAUGUAAUGAAUUCAUUCAUUGGACCAUUUUGCAUCCCUAAUCAGCAGCUGAUUGACCAACCGGAAUCAGGAAGAUCCAAUGAGAUUGUGUGAUUUUAAUUACGUAUUAGUAGAAAAUGUUUUGAAAUACUUUCAGUGGGAACAAAAGUGUACUUUAUGUAGAAACAUCCAUUUUCCAUCCCUCUAAUAGAAAUGCCUUAAUGAUGGAGCAGACAGACCUCAAACCAGAUUUAACUGAAUUUUUUCAGUCAUUUAUUCUCACCGUUUUUUAUUUGAAAUGUUCUUAUUUUAGACAUUUACGAUUGUAAUUCUUCAGUUGCAGCUUGUUGUUUAUGUAGGCUUGUGCUCAGGUUUUGUGACUACUGUCGUAUUUAUUAUGUGCUGUUGUUUUCUCAUUGAAUGUAAUUUUCAUUACUAGAUGAGUGCCUCUUCAUACACGGGAAAGUAAAGAAAAUGUACUGUAGAUUCUGCUUCAUAAUCUUUAUGAUCACUGUUUGGUAUGAUCACUCUUCUACAUGGUGGUAAUGCAGUCUACACAUACAUAUAAAUGAUUAAAUGCUUGUGUUAUGACACUGUGAA
Molecule: messenger RNA, 6810 nt
Organism: Pygocentrus nattereri (red-bellied piranha)
Lineage: Eukaryota; Metazoa; Chordata; Actinopteri; Characiformes; Serrasalmidae
Gene: pfkfb2a
Product: 6-phosphofructo-2-kinase/fructose-2,6-biphosphatase 2a
Exons: 16
Coding region: 155-1768 (537 amino acids)
Biological process (GO): fructose metabolic process; fructose 2,6-bisphosphate metabolic process
Cellular component (GO): cytosol
Molecular function (GO): ATP binding; 6-phosphofructo-2-kinase activity; fructose-2,6-bisphosphate 2-phosphatase activity
Source: RefSeq, a predicted model, not a curated record